AUGGCGGAAGCGCCCUGGCGUCACCUGGCCGCGGCCACGAUCACCUCUGCACUGCUGGGCUUCAGCUGCGGUGCCUGGUGGGCGAAUCGACGGGCGCGGCGAAAGGAGAAAGCCAGAAAGCGAUUGAUGCAAAUGGCCAAGGUGCGCCCGGACCGAGUGGCUCUCUACAAGCGGCACCACCAGGGCGUUUGGCCGGAAGUGGAGAAGGGCCUUGCAAAAGUCGGGGUGGAGACGAUCUCCAUUUGGUCAGAUCCCAGCGAUGACUGUGCCUUGUACAUGUAUUUGGAGAUGGCCGAGGAUGCUGGCGACAUGGCCGAAGGUUCUCAGUACCGAGAUGAUCCGCGCGUGCGAGAAUGGGAACGAGCCAUGGAGACUGAGUUCCAUGCAGGCUGGAAGCCUUUGAGUGAGUGGUAUACCUUGAAAUGCAGCGGCUCCAAGACAGUGGAAGUCUCCACCAACUCACUGCCACCCUGCUACAACGUCAUCGACGGGAAGUGA
This is a messenger RNA of Durusdinium trenchii, 498 nucleotides long. The record is from the annotation of a GenBank genome assembly. Lineage: Eukaryota; Dinophyceae; Suessiales; Symbiodiniaceae.